AUGCAGCUCUGGGUCUCUCUCUCACUUCUCCUGCUCUUCACCUUCUGCCAAGAGCUUUGAUCAGAAUUAAGACAAGUUUACAACUGGAGAACUUAUGAAUGUGAGCUUUUUUCUUAUGGAGGUUGUAAUGGCAAUGGCAACAACUUUUUGAGGAAAGAAGCAUGUGAGAAAGCCUGCAAGAACACCUGA
This is a messenger RNA of Mesoplodon densirostris (Blainville's beaked whale), 189 nucleotides long. Its product is annotated as kunitz-type protease inhibitor 3-like. The record is from RefSeq and is a predicted model, not a curated record. The transcript has 2 exons. Gene Ontology annotation, molecular function: serine-type endopeptidase inhibitor activity. NCBI's taxonomy places the organism in Eukaryota, Metazoa, Chordata, Mammalia, Artiodactyla, Ziphiidae.